AUGGACGAAAAUAUGCUCGCUGCGGCAGUGGUCCUUCGAUUUUACGAGGAAUUAGAUUCUCCAUUUAUGGAAUUGCCUACUGAUGCUGCUACUAGGGGACUGCAAGUAUUCAUUGAAGCACAAGCAAGCUUGGCACUGUUAUCUUCUGGACUACGACACGCCGCAUUCUGGGUCGGAUUCAGACAAGAGUUCCAUAUGGCCUUCUUGCAGCAGCGUACCUUUCGUCUCUCUCUUGAAGUGUGCGAUAGCUACCUCUCGUGGGACACUGCUCCUGACCAUGUAUUGGUCAACCGACUUCUAAUUAUUGCUGCGCAUGUCGUAAAGUAUUGCUAUGAAGAUCAAGAUACGCAGUUACACACAGAUUAUGAGGAGCUAACAUCAAUCUAUCACCGAUGGCUCGAAAAGCGACCACCUUCUUUCCUUCCUAUCUACUCUGACAAUUGGAACGAAGAGAAGGCCAACUUAUUUCCUCGGAAGUGGUACUUGAAUGAUUGCCACAUUGUUGCCGAGCAAACAAUUGGCUUGAUCAACAUAUUACUUACAGCUUAUGACCCGAGAGUGGUACGGGUUGGCCCGGGCCAUCGAAGCGCAAUGGAGUCUAUGGAUGCCAAACUCAGGUCGAUUGUCUUGGACAUUUGCGGGACAGCGAUAUCAAACAGACAAGAGCCGACCGCACUUCUGACAGCAGCUUUUGCCAUUGCCAUAUGUGGUGAUAGAUUUUCUGAAUUUGCAGAACAACAGGCAUUGAUGGACAUCAUUGUAAAUACUGUUCGGGAUAACAAUUACUGGCCAUCGACUGCUCUUGGGGCCAAGCUCAGAAAAGCAUGGAGUUGGGAUCUUUGA
Messenger RNA from Penicillium macrosclerotiorum, 843 nucleotides. RefSeq lists its product as uncharacterized. The coding region runs from base 1 to 843 and encodes 280 amino acids. Lineage: Eukaryota; Fungi; Ascomycota; Eurotiomycetes; Eurotiales; Aspergillaceae. The transcript is spliced from 2 exons. The record is from RefSeq and is a predicted model, not a curated record.